This is a messenger RNA of Mus caroli (Ryukyu mouse), 2360 nucleotides long. Its product is annotated as kininogen-1. NCBI's taxonomy places the organism in Eukaryota, Metazoa, Chordata, Mammalia, Rodentia, Muridae. Gene Ontology annotation, cellular component: extracellular region; blood microparticle. The record is from RefSeq and is a predicted model, not a curated record. Gene Ontology annotation, molecular function: cysteine-type endopeptidase inhibitor activity. Gene Ontology annotation, biological process: negative regulation of endopeptidase activity; negative regulation of blood coagulation; positive regulation of cytosolic calcium ion concentration.
CAUACCUGGUUGGACAUCGAGCAGAGUCCUGUUUGUUCUCUGNGAAGAGGGCACACAAGAGGUGACCUCAAGAAUCUAAAUAGGGGGCUAAGUGGUGAGGCAGAGAGAGCUGAGGCAGGAGAGAUCAGAGCCNGGAGGCUGCCAAAAUCAGCUUCUGAGUUGGUUUCUCAUUCUUGGCAAAACAGUCCCUCAGUUCUAGGGGGAUCCUUAAAUCAUGAAGCUCAUUACUACACUGCUCCUCUGCUCCGGACUCCUGCUGAGUUUAACUCAAGGAGAAGAUGCACAGGAAAUUGACUGCAAUGAUGAGACUGUAUUUCAGGCUGUGGAUUUCGCUCUGAAGCAGUUUAACCCUGGGGUAAAAAGUGGCAACCAGUAUAUGUUGCACCGAGUGAUGGAGGGCACUAAAACGGAUGGCUCUCCAACCUUUUAUUCCUUCAAGUAUCUAAUCAAGGAGGGCAACUGCUCUGCUCAAAGUGGCCUCGCCUGGCAGGACUGUGACUUCAAGGACGCCGAGGAAGCCGCCACUGGAGAAUGCACAGCAACUGUGGAGAAGAGAGAAAAUGAGUUUUUCAUAGUCACCCAGACCUGCAAGAUUACUCCAGGUAAGGGCCCCAUACUGAAAGACAAUUUCCCCUGUAUUGGUUGUGUGCACGCCAUAUCGACAGAUAGUCCAGACCUGGAGCCUGUUCUGAAACACUCCAUCGAACAUUUCAACAACAACACAGAUCACAGCCACCUCUUUACUCUCAGAAAAGUAAAAAGUGCCCACAGACAGGUGGUGGCUGGCCUGAAUUUUGACAUUACCUACACAGUUGUGCAAACAAAUUGUUCAAAGGAGCGUUUUCCUUCCCUCCGUGGAGACUGCGUGGCCCUUCCCAAUGGUGAUGAUGGUGAAUGUAGAGGAAAUCUCUUCGUGGAUAUUAAUAACAAAAUUGCCAACUUCUCGCAGAGCUGUACCUUUUAUUCAGAACACUUGUUAGAACCACUUUCCAAGAAAUGUGCUGGCUGCCCCAAGGACAUACCUGUAGACAGUCCGGAGCUAAAGGAGGCACUUGGUCAUUCCAUUGCACAGCUUAAUGCAGAGAAUAGUCAUACUUUCUAUUUCAAGAUUGACACCGUGAAAAAAGCAACAUCACAGGUGGUAGCAGGAACUAAUUACGUUAUUGAGUUCAUAGCCAGAGAAACCAAAUGUUCCAAGGAAAGUAACACAGAGCUGACAGAAGAUUGUGAGAUCAAGCACCUUGGACAAAGUCUCAACUGCAAUGCUAACGUGUACAUGAGACCAUGGGAGAACAAAGUCGUCCCGACUGUGAAAUGCCAAGCAUUAGAUAUGACUGAAAUGUUAAGAAGGCCUCCAGGUUUUUCUCCUUUCCGGAGUGUCACAGUCCAAGAAACAAAAGAAGGAAGAACUGUAAGUCCACCCUACAUUGCCAGGGAGCAAGAAGAGAGGGAUGCAGAAUCUGAACAAGGACCCACACAUGGGCAUGGCUGGUUGCAUGAAAAGCAAAUCAAGGCUAAGAAUCACCAUGGUCAUAAGCAUGGGUAUGACCAUGGCCAUUGGUCCCCAUGGAGGCAUGGCCUUGGCCAUGGACACCAGAAACCACAUGGCCUUGGUCAUGGACAUCAACUUAAACUUGAUUAUCUUAGACACCAAAGGGAAGAUGGUGAUGACCAUAAACACACAGUGGGACAUGGUCAUGGUCACGGACAUGGUCAUGGUCAUGGUCAUGGUCAUGGACAUGGUCAUGGUCAUGGACAUGGUCAUGGUAAGCAUAAAAAUAAAGACAAAAACAGUGUAAAGCAGACUACCCAGAGAACAGAGCCUUUGGCAAGCUCUUCUGAAUACAGUACUACAUCUACACAGAUACAGGGGAGGACAGAAGGACCCACCUUGACCCCUCCCCGAGCCCAGCCAACUGUUACCUCUUCUGGUUUUCAGGACUCAGAUUUCAUUGAAGAUGUGGUAGCUACCACCCCACCAUAUGACACUGGGGCCCAAGAUGAUUUGAUCCCUGAUAUCCAUGUACAGCCAGAUAGCCUUUCAUUUAAGCUGAUAUCUGAUUUUCCAGAAGCAACUUCCCACAAAUGUCCUGGGCGCCCAUGGAAGCCAGCUAGCUGGAAGGAUCCAAACACAGAAACAACAGAAUUUUCUGAUUUUGAUCUCCUUGAUGCUCUUUCUUAACUUACACAGCCUAGGUAGCUUCACAAAUGCUCUCCCAGCCUCUCUUCCUACUGCCCAAGCACAAACAUUGUGACCUAAGUCAUCCAGCCAUGGUGAUCAGAACAGCCUGUCAAUGGGACUUUAUCCCAUUUAUUUAUUUAUGUGGACUGAUCGAUAAUAAAGCUGCCAUCAUUCUGAA